This is a messenger RNA of Eupeodes corollae, 1144 nucleotides long. RefSeq names its product piggyBac transposable element-derived protein 4-like. NCBI's taxonomy places the organism in Eukaryota, Metazoa, Arthropoda, Insecta, Diptera, Syrphidae. The record is from RefSeq and is a predicted model, not a curated record. The transcript is spliced from 2 exons. The coding region runs from base 53 to 1066 and encodes 337 amino acids.
UCAAGUGUUGUGUGAAGGAGAGUGUAUACGAGACCACCACGUCAGCAUUAAGAUGGCUCACUCAAAUAACAACGGAGAGUCGCAAAAAUUGAAACGAACAUCGAAUGGAAACUUUGCAAGUCACGACCUGCUAAUGGAACAGUGGUUGGACGAUGAAAGCGAACACGAUUUUAGCGAUUUCGACGAUGAAGAUGAUGACCCAACUUUUCAACCAGAAACCGAAUUCCUGGAAGCCGAUGAAGUUUCAGAUGAACUGGAGGAACCAGAACAUGAAGAAGCGUCACCUGAAGCACCCGUCAAACUUAAUGUGCAUCAAGAAAAGUCUUACAAAGGUAAGAAGGGAUUUACGUGGAAUCGAGAAGAGUGCCCAAGAACAUCUCGAACUGCAAAUCACAAUAUAAUUAGAUUACCUGGCCGCUUGCAUACUCCUAGUUUUGAAGGCUAUUUUGAACUUUGGUCCAAGCUUUUUUACCCCUCAAUGUUGGAAAAUUUGAUCACAUUUACGAACCAAAAGCUAAAUAGCUUCCGGACGCGGUUCAAACAAACAACUAAAGUAGAACUGAAGGACACAAAUGUCACCGAAAUGAAAGCAUUUAUUGGUCUAUUGUACUAUUCGUCAAUAUUCAAGUGUAAUGACGCUGAUCUUCGUUUGAUAUUUGCCACCGAUGGAACUGGCCAUGAAGUUUUCCGAUGUGUUAUGUCCAAAUGGCGAUUUUCUUGUUUGAUCAACUGCCUCCGAUUUGAUGAUUCCACCACUAGAAUGGAACGACUCAAAGAUGAUAGACUUGCCCCAAUAUCAGGUAUGUUCAAUAGGUUUAUUUCGAACAGCCAGUCCCAAUACACUCCUGGAGCGUACCUUUGUAUUGAUGAAAUGCUGUUGCCAUUUACGGGUCGUUGCAAGUUCAUUAUUUACAUGCCCCAAAAACCAGCAAAGUUUGGCAUAAAAAUAAUGUUGUUGGUCGAUGCCCGCACUUACUAUGUCUACAAUGCCUACGUUUACCUUGGCAAAAAUUCGGAUGGAAUAGGCCUGACUGAAAAAGAAAGACAAAUGUCAAUACCAACUUAAUCAGUUCUAAGACUUGUGAAACCUGUCGAAAACUUAAACCGCAAUGUUACAGCUGACAAUUGGUUCAGUUCAAUUCCA